AUGGCUGAGACACUGUUGAUGUCUUUCGACAACAUGGACAGCUCAAUCUACGAACGAGCCGACAAGGAGGAGUUUCCAUAUCGUGGAAUGGAGCUGUUUGGCGUUCAGCUAGCCUUCAUCAUUGCCGCCAGUAUCUUCGUCCUCGCCAGAGCGUACGUCAAAGUGUUUAUAGUCAAAAGUGUGGCGGCGGAUGACUGGCUCAUAUUCGGCGCAACGGUCGGGUACGUGGUCUACGGAGUUAUCGCCAUGCAUGGAAUCACCGAAGGCGCUACCGGUAGACAUGUCACGGAACUCAUCCGCUCGAAAGCCGUUAUAUCUUUGAGAGCUUGGUACAUCUGCGAAGUCCUCUAUCCCCCAAUUACGCUAGCGAUACGACUGUCCAUCUGCGUCCUGCUUCUACGGCUCGCCGUCAACAAAGUCCACCGAUGGAUCAUUUACGUCAACCUGGUAGUCGUCUGCAUGAUCUCCAUCGCCUUCUUCUGCAUCAUGACCUUUCAGUGCAAACCGGUGUCGUAUUUUUGGAAGCAGCUUGAGGGAAUGAAGGGAUCCUGCAUCAACUACAACAUCGUUCCGGAUGCCGUCGUUGCCCACAGCGUCGUCUCCGCGGUAUCUGACUGGGUUAUGGGGUUGUUACCAAUAGCCCUACUCUGGAAUGUGAAUCUUAACCGUCGAACCAAGGUGUUGGUAGCUGUACUUUUGAGUAUGGGCAUGAUCGCUGGUGUUGCCCUAAUCAUACGUAUUCCUUAUGUCAGGCGCCUUGCGAUCUCAGCAGACUUUCUUUACGAGACAAUCGACGUUGCCAUCUGGAGCGUGAUGGAGCCUGCACUAGGCAUCAUUGCCGCCUCCGUCACCAGCCUGCGACCGCUAUUCCAUGGUUGGGGCUUCGGCUGGAGCUCCAAGAGCAAACAGUCUCGCCCGACAUAUGCAGGCUGGGCAGACUCGAGCCGUCGCCCUGCACAAAACGAAACUCCCGCACCGAACACCAGGGGCACCACCUCCGAAAACUGCAGUUCCACGAAUCAGACGUACGACGACCUCACGCUAUCCCCUACAAGCUCUGACAUAGAGCUGAACAAGACGGUUCGUGAUCAGAGGCAGAGCGAGGAGCACGAGUAUCCCGAAUCCCGCCCAUCGUCCGAUCUUGGGCAGAGGAGCCAUACCAAUGAGACACAAACUUCAUCAAGGCCAGUGAUAAAUGUCCGCACGACUAUCAAAAUCACCUCGCAGUCCAUAAAGGAGGUCUUGCCAGCGAAAGACUCCGAGUCAAAUGACAAUGAAAAGGUACCUCGAAAGGGGGACAUGCCGGCUGAGCAUAUUGGCCAUCACCAUGCCAAGUCAGAGGUGGAAAAGAAUGUCUCUUAUACCCGUUAA
Molecule: messenger RNA, 1371 nt
Organism: Colletotrichum truncatum
Lineage: Eukaryota; Fungi; Ascomycota; Sordariomycetes; Glomerellales; Glomerellaceae
Source: RefSeq, a predicted model, not a curated record